AUGAUCAUCACAGUACCACGAAUACUUCGACGUUCACAGAUUGCUUUUAUGUUCAUCGAUGGUGGAGACAACACGGAUCCAAUACCUACUAGCAGUUCUGUAACAAUGCUUGCUGAAAGUACAGGCAGUGUUACCGUAGAAUUGAAACAGAUUCCUAAUCAACCAAUAAAAUUUAUGGCUGAUUCAACACAAGAGUCUCGUACAGAAGAUGCUAUAAUAGCCUGGACUUGGAAGACAUUUAUUGAACAAAAUGGUACAAAUCCAUAUAUUCUUCUUCGUAUGCCGAUGACAAAAGCUGCAGUACGAGGCAUGGAUGCAACAGAACAAUUAUUAAAGGAAGAAGGAUUUCCAGUACCCAACAACUUUGUCAUUGCAGGACUUUCCAAACGUGGAUGGACAACUUGGACAACGGCUGCUGUUAAUAACCAGCGUGUGUCGGCCGCUAUUCCUAUUGUUCUGGAUAUUUUGAAUCUUCAAAAGAAUAUGAAGCAUCAUUAUCGGUCAUUGGCUGGAUGGACAUUUGCUUUCUAUAAUUAUUAUGUAUUGAACAUUACUCGGUAUCUUGAUAAUCCCUAUUUCCAAAAAAUGGCUUCCAUUGUCGAUCCAUAUUCCUACUUUGAUCGAUAUGCUCAAGUGAAAGUGUUUCAACUUCAAGGCGCUAAUGAUGAAUUCUUUCUACCAGAUAGCGAGGACUAUUUCUGGGAUGAUCUACAAGUGAAAACUGGCGGUUCUUAUCUUAGACGCAUUCCAAAUACUGGACACAGCAUACAGGGAUAUCAAGGAAGUCUUCAAAGUUUUUAUCUAAGCAUUGCUGAUAAACAAAUCUUACCGUCAUUCAAAUGGACAAGAUCCAUUAAUGAAACUCAUGGGCAAAUUCUUGCAGUAAUUGAUUUUAGUACUGGACAACCUAAACCAAUAAAUGCUACAGUUUAUCAAGCACGAACGGUUAAUGGCACAAAACGUGAUUUUCGACAAGCAAAAAUAGAUCCUACAUCAGGCCAAAUAAUUCAGAAUCCUAUUGUUUGGUUAAAUAUGCCAGUCACAAUUGAAGCACAAACUAAUACGUCAAUAACCUACUCAUAUACUGCACCUAUGCCACCAAGUAGCUACUGGGAUGGUAUAUUCAUUCAAGUUACAUUUGUUGGACCCGAAAAUACAACGUUGGAUUUGACUACGGAAACACUGAUCCUGCCAAACACUUUUCCAGCGGAUCCAUGUACUGGAGACGGUUGUUUCGGCACAAUGGUCUAA
This is a messenger RNA of Rotaria sp. Silwood1, 1251 nucleotides long. The record is from the annotation of a GenBank genome assembly. NCBI's taxonomy places the organism in Eukaryota, Metazoa, Rotifera, Eurotatoria, Philodinida, Philodinidae.